This is a messenger RNA of Eremothecium gossypii ATCC 10895, 3315 nucleotides long. It is a transcript of the gene CDC60, whose product is annotated as leucine--tRNA ligase CDC60. The record is from RefSeq and is marked provisional. Gene Ontology annotation, biological process: leucyl-tRNA aminoacylation. NCBI's taxonomy places the organism in Eukaryota, Fungi, Ascomycota, Saccharomycetes, Saccharomycetales, Saccharomycetaceae. The transcript has a single exon. The coding region runs from base 1 to 3315 and encodes 1104 amino acids. Gene Ontology annotation, molecular function: aminoacyl-tRNA deacylase activity; leucine-tRNA ligase activity; ATP binding.
AUGUCAACUGUCAAUUCUAAGGGCUCCAAGAGCUCGAAGGGCUCGAAGGGGCUGGUUUUAGAGAACACGGCACGCAGAGACACGCUGAUUGCAAUUGAAAAGAAGUACCAGCAGCUAUGGCAGGAGGAGCGGCUGUUCGAGGUGGAUGCGCCUACGUUGGAGGACGAGCCGGCGACGGUGGACAGCGAGGAGCUGCAGCGGCGGCAUCCGAAGUUUAUGGCGACCAUGGCAUACCCGUACAUGAACGGGGUUUUGCACGUGGGGCACUGCUUCACGAUGUCGAAGGUGGAGUUCUCUGUGGGGUUCGAGCGGAUGAACGGCAAGCGCGCGUUGUUCCCUCUGGGGUUCCACUGCACGGGUAUGCCGAUCCUGGCGUGCGCGGACAAGCUGAAGCGCGAGGCGGAGAUGUUUGGCGAGGACUUUGCGAACGCGCCGGCGGCGGAGGAGGAGGAAGAGCUGGAGGUGCGCGAGGACUCGAAGCCGGGGUCUGAGGACGUGACGAAGUUCAAGGCGAAGAAGUCGAAGGCUGUUGCGAAGCAGGGCCGCAGCAAGUACCAGUUCGAGAUCAUGAUGCAGCUCGGAAUUGCGCGUGAGGACGUCAUCAAGUUCGCCGAUGCGCAGCAUUGGCUGACCUACUUCCCGCCACUGUGCGAGGAAGACUGUACCGCGAUCGGUGCCCGUGUCGACUGGCGCCGUGCGUACAUCACCACCGACAUGAACCAGUACUAUGAUGCGUUUGUGAGAUGGCAGAUGAACAAGCUGCGUGAGGCGGGCAAGGUCAAGUUCGGCGAGCGUUACACCAUCUAUUCGGAGAGGGAUGGCCAGGCCUGUAUGGACCACGACAGACAGUCGGGCGAGGGUGUGACUCCCCAGGAGUAUGUCGGCAUCAAGAUCGAGGUGCUUGAGUUUGCUGCCGAGGCCCAGGAGAUCAUAGACAACUCGGGCUUGGAUAAAUCCAAAAAGAUACAUUUCAUUGCCGCCACCCUAAGGCCUGAAACCAUGUAUGGCCAGACGUGCUGUUUCGUAUCGCCAACUUUGCAGUACGGUGUUUUUGACGCGGGUGACUCCUACUACAUCACCACUGAGCGUGCGUUCAAGAACAUGUCUUACCAAAAACUGACGCCGCAGAGAGGCUACUACAAACCAUUGUUCACAAUUGAGGGUAAGAAGUUUGUGGGCAGUAAAGUACAGCCGCCAUUGUCAGUAUACAAGGAGGUCAGAAUAUUGCCAAUGGAAAACGUCAUUGCAUCUAAAGGCACUGCUGUGGUCACCUGUGUGCCUUCCAACUCGCCUGACGAUUACAUGACCACUCAAGAGUUGAAGAACAAGCCAGAGUAUUAUGGUAUUAAACCGGAGUGGAUUGACUUUGAGAUUCUUCCUAUAAUAUCCACUGAAAAGUACGGUGACUUCAUUGCUAAGGCUAUCUGCGAAGAGAUGAAGAUUCGCUCUCCUAGAGACAUAAUUCCGCUAGCAGAAGCUAAGAAGCUUGCGUACAAAGAGGAUUUCUACAAUGGUGUGAUGAUAUACGGACCUCUAAAGGGCACCAAGGUCGCCCAAGCAAAGAACCUGGUCAGAGAUCAAUUGAUUGCAGAGGGCAAGGCCUUCAUCUACAAUGAACCAGAAUCUGUCGUAAUUUCUCGUUCUGGUGAUGAGUGUAUUGUUUCUCUUGAGGAUCAAUGGUACCUAGACUACGGUGAGCCAACAUGGAAGAAGCAGGCAGAGGAGUGCUUAGAAGAAAUGUGCCUGUUUGCUCCUGAGGUUAAAAACCAUUUCGAGGGUGUGCUUGACUGGUUGAAGAACUGGGCUGUUUCUCGUACUUACGGUCUAGGUACCCGUCUUCCAUGGGAUCCAAAGUACUUGAUUGAGUCUCUUUCUGACUCCACUAUCUACCAUGCUUUCUACACCUUCUCCCAUCUCUUAUUCAAAGACUACUAUGGAAAGGAGGUAGGCCCUCUAGGCAUUAAAGCUGAACAGAUGACAGACGAGGUCUUUGACUAUAUCUUCCAGAAUAUUGACGAGGUUAAGGAAACCACCAUACCUCUGGAAUCCUUGCAGAAAUUGAGAAGAGAGUUUGAAUACUUCUAUCCCUUGGAUGUUAGCAUUUCCGGUAAGGAUUUGAUUCCAAACCACUUGACGUUCUUCAUUUACAACCAUGUUGCUUUGUUCCCUAAGAAAUUCUGGCCUAGAGGUAUCAGAGCAAACGGCCAUUUGAUGUUGAACAAUGCCAAGAUGUCUAAAUCUACCGGUAACUUCAUGACGUUGAAGCAGAUAGUUGAGAAGUUUGGUGCCGACGCCUCUCGUAUCGCCUUGGCUGAUGCAGGUGACUCUAUGGAAGAUGCCAACCUAGAUGAGGCCAACGCUAAUGCGGCAAUCUUGAGGUUGUUCAACUUCAAGGAAUGGGCCCAAGAGAUUGUCCAAGAGGUUGACAGCUUGCGUACCGGAGAGCUGACCGAUUUCUUUGAUCUAGCAUUCGAGAAUGAAAUGAAUGCUUUGAUUGAGGAGACGUACAAACAGUACGAAUUGACCAACUACAAGGGUGCCUUGAAGUUCGGUCUAUUCGACUAUCAGGCUUCUAGAGAUUAUUAUAGAGAGUCGUGUGGCGUCAUGCACAGAGACCUAGUUCUGCGCUACAUCGAAACGCAGAUUUUGAUGCUUGCGCCUAUUGCGCCUCAUUUCUGUGAUUACAUAUACCGUGAGGUUCUGGGACACACUGAAUCUGUCCAGGUUGCCAAGUUCCCUCGUGCUUCAAAGCCAGUCGAUGCUGGAGUCCUCUCGGCCCUAGAGUACUUGCGUGACCUACAAAGAAGUAUCCGGGAGGCUGAAGGCCAGGCUCUAAAGAAGAGAAAGGGCAAGGGUUCCGAUGUUGACCCAACGAAACCUGCUAAGCUCUCCAUGUACAUUACGGAGUCCUUCCCAUCAUGGCAGACCAAGUACAUCGAAAUGGUUCGGGAACUCUUUGAACAGCAAAAGUUGGACGACAACCAAAUUUUGAAGUCGAAGGUUGAGCCUAAGGACAUGAAGCGGGCGAUGCCAUUCAUCUCGAUGCUGAAACAAAGACUAGCUUCUGAAUCGCCAUCCACCGUCUUUAACAGAGAAUUGCUCUUUGAUGAGGAAUCGAUCGUGAAGUCCACGUUGGAUGCCAUUAAGCGGGCUUGUCAAGCCAUCAAGGUUGACGUGUACCAGUUCAUCGUGUUCCCACACGGUUCUACCAAGGGCAGAGAUAUCCUGACUGGCGAGGAACAGGAGGUACCUGUCUGUAAAGCUACUGAAAAUGCACUUCCAGGCCAGCCGGGGAUUUGUAUCAACAAUUUGUGA